Striga hermonthica is the source of this 411-nucleotide messenger RNA. The record is from the annotation of a GenBank genome assembly. Lineage: Eukaryota; Viridiplantae; Streptophyta; Magnoliopsida; Lamiales; Orobanchaceae.
GGAUUAUCAAAAAGAGUUCGAGCGCAUUGCUAGUAGAGUACGGGACUGGCCCGAGGCUGCUCUAGUGGGAACGUUUGUUGGGGGACUAAAGGCUGAGUUGGCAGCCGAAGUAAGGUUGGAUAGGCCAGGAUCGAUGCGAGCAGCCAUAGAGUCGGCUAGGUUGCACGAAGAUCAUCUCGUGGCGAUACGCAAGGCAAGGGCGAGCGAAUUGCGCACGGAGACCAAGCGCACGACGGAGGAGCAAGCGGCGCGAGCCGAAAGCAAGCCAUUGGGAGAAACCGUUCGAACGACGAGCAACAUACGGAGGCUUACCGACAAAGAGAUGCAACGACGGCGAGAAAAAGGCCUUUGCUAUUCGUGCAAUGAAAAGUUUACGCCAGGCCACAGGUGCAAAGGUAAGGAGGUCUUUUU